Molecule: messenger RNA, 2879 nt
Organism: Podarcis muralis (Common wall lizard)
Lineage: Eukaryota; Metazoa; Chordata; Lepidosauria; Squamata; Lacertidae
Source: RefSeq, a predicted model, not a curated record
AUGGCGGAACUGGCGCCCAUUGGACUGGAGUCUCUGCCAUCACAAAACACAAAAAUGAUUUCGUCUAUACUCAUUUCACAGAUGAUUGAUGAGAAUAAAUCAAAAGAAAAUAAGGCUCCUUUCCCUAUGAAGUCUGUAAUCACCCAGUCUGAUGCUUAUCGCAUGAGCCAAUCUUUGGCUAAUCAUAGUUCAGUCAACAUUAAUAGAGCAUUCAUAUUGCUUCCCAGAAGAUUAGGAAUUCAGAUUUCUUCAGAUGACAAUGUAUUUGGAACAGACUCCCAUACCAAAGAGGAGACACAGUGUCAGAGCCAGAGGAAAGGUUUUGCUUCCAUCACAAUCACCGCUAGACGAGUCGUUCCACCUUCUCACAGCAUGAUGCAGGUGGAUGCUUCCGACCCUGCUUGUUUGAAAUGCCGAGGAAGAAGUAAGCUGCUAAUGAACACUACUCCUGCUUCAAAUGUGACUGGGCUAGAUCAUCUCUGCAGACCUUUCCACGCACAAAGAUGUUGUCAAAAUGGAAAUGCCACUGAAAUAAAGGUUUCUGAACCCUGUCCGCAGCCGUGCACGGAGCAAUCUGGCUGCACAUCUAGCAUUGAAAAUAAAGAGAACAGAAGGACCCCUCCAAGAAACAGCCACAAGAAACAAGCACCAAUUUCCUUCACUUCAAGCAUUCACUUCAGCAUUUCCCAGCGGUGUCCAAACACAAUAUAUUACAUAGACAAGUCUCUCUCAGUGCCUGUAGAUCAGCCUCGGACUAAAAACCAAAAAAUGCGUAGGUCAGUCAUGUCUUUCAAUAUAAAUUGCAGUUCCCCCACUUUAACGCCAGAUGGAGUGGAUGGUUUAGCUAAUGGAGAGCUAAUCACAGAAGUACUUAAGACAAAGCUCCCAGAGGAGAGCAAGGCUCCACACAGAACAAUUUGGAAUGCAGAUCUCAAGGAGAACUACUUGGAUGAAAAACAGACAUCGGAAAAGGAACCAUUAGGGACUGAAUAUCUCCAGAACGGUACCUUUCCAUCUGAAACCCUGCCAGUUGUGGAUAGCCUUCAAGGACAUGAUAAUUUAAAGCUAACACAGAGUAAUGAUGGGAAUUCAAAUGACAAUCACAGUACAUUGUCUCCUCACAUUCCUCAUUGGACUUACGAUGAAGGCACACAAGCAUCCUCAGGAAGCAACAGAAAACAGUGCAUAAGAGACAGACACUAUGAAACAGCACUUGCUUCCUUUCUGGAGCAAUCGUCCAAGAAAGAACUCAUGGUGGAAGGUGGCAUUUCUUUGAAAGAUAAACAUCAACCCAAAGGCACUUCAGAGUCCAAAGAGAGUCAGACCCAAAGCUUUCUGAAACCAAAAACAUCUUUUUCUGAUCACGGGUAUCAUAUAAAGGCUUUAUCAAAAAGGGCACUGGGCGAAAAUGAUAUCUACAGAAAAGAUCCGUUCCCAAAAGGUGAUUACAAAUUCUGUGGUUUGGCUAUCAAGCUGAAGGAGCAUCAGAAAAGUGAGAUGAACAAGACAAUCGACAGGGUAACAACCUCCACAGCUCAUGAGCCAGAUGUUACUCAUGAGAAACAUGAAGCCUUCCAGCAGCCAGAGGUCUGCUCUGAGCCUGAGAACAUUCCUGAAAACCCACUGACUCUCAGGGAGGCGCUAGAAGUUCACAAGCCUCACUUUAUUUCCCGCUCACAAGAACGCCUAAAUAAACUCAAACACAUGGUACAGCUGAGGAAAACCCAGCAGGGUGAUGCUUCAAGAAAGAAACAAGGGGCUGCUCUUUCUCGCAAACUUUCCACAUCUUCCAUUACGAGUAAGAAGAAACAGUAUACAAUUCCUCAUCCUCUCAGUGAUAACCUGUUCAAGCCAAAAGAACGGUUCAUUUCAGAGAAGGAGAUGCACAUGCGAUCGAAAAGGAUUUAUAAUAAUCUGCCUGAAGUGAAGAAGAAACAAGAAGAGAAACAGAAACGGGUAAUCAUACAGAGCAACAGACUGCGUGUUGAAGUGUUCAAAAAGCAAUUGCUGGAUCAGCUUCUUCAAAGAAAUACCGAGUGACUAAAGAUUCCUGGACACGUCAUUUCUUCUUGGACCUCGAAUGCCUUCGAUGAUUAUAAAGCCAUAAAAACUUGAUGCGAUCUUCACGACUUGGAGACUUUAUUCAUUUUAAAUCUACAAAGACUAUAGUUUGAUUUGAAUUUUUUUAAAAAGGAAUAUUCAAAGUAAUUCUGGCAGGGGGGCUGGAUUAUAUUCUGGUGGUCAUGACACAUGGAAAUACAGCUUUAAAAAUGGUUUUAUGCACUUGUUGUUGCAGCAAUGCAGCAUUUAAUUUGUACUUUUAAAUUAUAAAGCCAGCUUUUCAUUCAUAGAUGAGAAUCAUAUAUUGUCACUACAAAUACAUGGUUUCCAUGUACUCCACUUAGUGAUUGCUUUGAAGUCUAAAACUAGCUCUUUUGAAUGUAAGGAAAAGUGAAUAUUUUUGCUGUGCUAUUUAGCUAAAAUAGCAUUGCUGCCUAACCACCUGAACUACAGCAUUAAAUGAAUGCUUAACAUAGUAUCAAGACCGAUAUUUUAAUCAACCACAUUUUUGUUUAUAUAGUGAAGCCAAAUAAGGGGGUUACCUGUUAAAAACCAGUCUUUGGGACCUAACUAUUAAUUCUUCUUUUGAAACAUGCUCUUUGCUAAACCAUAUAAUUUUGCCUGGUUUCAUGUAUUUUUAAAAUGGCACAAACCCGGUCAGUGGUUCUGACCAAGAAAAAUGCUUGUGGAAAGGGUGCACAUUUUUAAAUAUCUGUAUUGUUUCCUCCAAAAAUACUUAAAAUUGUCAUUUGUGCAUUCAGAAAUAAAGCAAAUUAAGCUUUGUACAAAGAAGGAAUAAAGCGUAAGUAAGAAAAAUU